Molecule: messenger RNA, 2538 nt
Organism: Chara braunii
Lineage: Eukaryota; Viridiplantae; Streptophyta; Charophyceae; Charales; Characeae
Source: the annotation of a GenBank genome assembly
GGAAACUUUUUCCCCCCGAAAAUGGGGAUGUCCCCUCUGAUGAAGGCGCUAUGAUUAUCUCUAAAGGAACCAGCCCGAAAGAAGAUCUGGGUUCAACUUUCGUGAUUCUGAACCCUGUCGAAGGUCUGGUCCCGCAGGGACAGAACUCGGACCCCCCGAGUAAGGGGAAACUUUUUCACCCCGACAAUGGGGAUGUCCCCGCUGAUGAAGGUGAUAUGAUUAUCUCUAAAGGAACCAACCCGAAAGAAGAUUUGGGUUCAACUAUCGUGAUUCUGAACCCCUUCGAAGGUCUGGUCCCUCAGGGACAGAACUCGGAUCCCCCGAGUAAGGGGAAACUUUUUCACCCCGAAAAUGGUGUCGCCCCCUGCUCGGAGGGCAAGCUCCAACUGGGUCUUCCGCCAUCUUCUCCCUCCUCGCACUAUGUGUUUGUGGGGAAGGAAGCGAGGAAGAAACAACUGGAGCACAACAAUUCGAAAACAGAUGCUGACUUCUCGAAAGUUGUUCACUCCCCUAGGGAUGACAAGGACCUGGAACACUGUUCUGACUACGAUUCUUCGGAUUCGGAGGAGAAGGACUGUAUUCGGGUCCAAGAACUGAAGGAUGUCGAGUACAUGGGGUGCCCCGAAGAGGAACAAAGGAAGGAUGAUAAUCAGUCGGACCCAGAUGUCGAGAUCCUUGACUUUGCUGUGGCUGGUCUCUUUGAAGAAGGGGCUAUUCUCUUUGAUCCUCGGAAGGACUCAGAAGCUCUGGUGAUGUGUACCCCGAGCAAACGUUCCCGUAGUAAUGAUAAUAUCUCCGUUCCGACGGUUCAGGAACAAUAUCUUGGGGAACCAUCAGGUUCGGUCCUGCCCGAUAGACCAGCCUCGAAGAAGCGAGGUCAUAACACGAGAGCAGCCAAGAAGUCUCUGGCGCAAGCAAGUCUCCACGUCGGCUCUGUCAGGACACGAAAUAGUGCCCUCCUUCCUACCUGUCGUCCCUUCAACAUGGACGACUGUAUGAGCGCCAUUGGCGCCCCCCUCAAUAUAGCUGGCUGGCCAGUAGGUUUUAACACAACUGCUUUUAGUGAGGCCAUCUGCAACUCUGGUGUUCAAGCAGCAGCGGGCGCCGUUACGGGGGCGAAUGACACAUUCCUUAUCUUCUCUGCGUUUUUGGUCUUCCUCAUGCAGGCUGGCUUUGCUAUGCUAUGUGCUGGGUCUGUCCGCUCAAAGAACACUAUCAACAUCCUCUUAAAGAACCUGCUGGAUGCAUGUGUGGGGGCCAUCGCAUGGUACGCAACAGGCUAUGCUUUUGCCUUUGGUGAGGACAAUAAGAAUGGAUUCAUUGGCAGUAACUUCUUUGUGAUGGAUGGAGUAGCGACUGCAAAUGAUGGUGCACCGAAGUACAUAUUCUGGCUGUUCCAGUGGGCUUUUUCAGCGGCUUCUGCAACCAUUGUCAGCGGGUCAGUGGCAGAGCGAACGUCUUUCGUCUCUUACCUGGGUUAUUCCUUCUUCCUUACUGGUCUCGUCUACCCAGUUGUCGUGCACUGGGUCUGGAAUAGUCAGGGGUGGCUUUCUGCGUUGAAAGCUUCCCCUUUCCGUGGUGUUGGGGCCAUUGACUUCGCCGGCUCUGGUGUUGUUCAUAUGGUGGGUGGAGUAGCUGGAUUCUGGGGGGCGGUCAUUGUCGGGCCACGAAUUGGACGGUUUGACCGACGAGGAGCUGCAACAGAGAUGAGAGGUCACUCUGCAACAUUGGUAGUUCUGGGAACAUUCUUGCUCUGGUUUGGCUGGUAUGGGUUCAACCCAGGCUCCAUGCUCGCAAUUGUCGGGAGUGCGGGAGUUGUCGGACGAGUUGCUGUAACUACCACCCUUGCAGCCGCAUCGGCAGGCCUGAGCAGCUUGUUCCUCAAGAAGUUAACUUCAGGGACCUGGGAUGCUAUGGCCGUUUGCAAUGGUGCUCUCGGCGGGUUGGUGUCAAUCACAGCGGGAUGCAGUGUGGUCGAACCAUGGGCAGCCAUCGUCAUUGGUGUUAUCGGUGGGGUAGUAUACUUGGCCGGUAGCGCACUCCUUCUGUUAAUCAAGGUAGAUGACCCUGUGGAUGCUGCUCCAUUACACGGAGGGUGUGGUUUGUGGGGGGUGGCGGCGGUGGGGCUCUUUGCCAAACGAUCGUACGUCAUGGACUCUAUUGUAAGCAACGCGACACACUAUGGGUUGUUCCAUGGUGGAGGUGGAAAGAUGCUGGGCGUGCAGCUCCUAUAUGCCAUUUGUAUCAUCGCCUGGGUCUCUGGGACGAUGAGUUUAUUCUUCGGAGUGCUAAAGAUUUUUGGUGUUCUUCGUGUACCUCCCGAGGAAGAGCAGCGGGGUCUCGACCUCACCAAGCAUGGAGGCACAGCAUACGAGGCCGGUGUCGACCUUCGGGCGAUCACCCCUUCAGACAUUUUGAAGAAAGACAGAUCAAACGUCCCUUUGACUCCUGUCUAGGGACCUUGCAACCCAACAGGAUGCUUCAAGGAUAUCUCCCCCGUCUGAUAUUCAUCUUCACCUGUGCUUACCCAACAAGAGC